Messenger RNA from Candidula unifasciata, 710 nucleotides. The record is from the annotation of a GenBank genome assembly. Lineage: Eukaryota; Metazoa; Mollusca; Gastropoda; Stylommatophora; Geomitridae.
CCAUGUGAAAGGGCGGGUGCUGGCGUCCAUGUCUGACGGGACAGUUGCCAUCUUUCACAGAGCUGCAGAUGGUCAGUGGGACCUUGUCAACUUCCACUUGAUUGUCCUUGGCCAACCCAAGCAGUCAAUCCGCUGUAUGACAGUCGUGGGUGGACGCCGUGUCUGGUGUGGCUACAAAAACAAAAUCCACAUUGUCUGUCCACUGUCUAUGAUGAUACAGAAAACUUUCGAUGCUCACCCGCGGAAGGAGAGCCUAGUGAGACAGAUGUGCUGGCUGGGGAACGGGGUGUGGGUGUCCAUCCGCCUCGACAGCACCCUGCGCCUUUACCACGCCUACACCCAGCAACACCUGCAGGACGUGGAUGUCGAGCCCUAUGUCAGUAAGAUGUUGGGUUCUGGAAAGCUGGGCUUCUCGUUUGUUCGGGUGACAGCCAUGUUGAUCUCCUGCAGUCGCCUGUGGGUUGGGACAGCCAAUGGAGUCAUCAUGUCCAUCCCAUUAACUGAGAACAACAAGCAGCCCAUGAUUGCCACAUCCACCAGCAUGGAUGGCCCCUCUGGAAGUCGACCCGGUGGCGUAGUUCGGGUCUACAGUGACUCCAGCAUAGAGAGUUCAGCCUCAAACACACUGAUCCCCUACUGCUCCAUGGCCCAAGCUCAGCUCUCCUUCCAUGGACACAAAGAUGCUGUCAAGUUCUUUGUGUCAGUACCAG